GGUCUUCCGCCUCAUCGUCAUUCUCUGUUUCUUUCCUCCUCCAACUAUCCUACCUUUCCCAAACAUUGUUGAACUUCCUGCAAAAUGCCUACCUACACCAUUGCUAGCGGAGACACCUUGUGGAAAGUCGCUCAAGAUCAUGGCGUCACUCUAGAUGCCCUCAAGGCCGCCAACCCGCAGCUCACCAACCCGGAUCUCAUCUUUCCAGGCCAGGAGCUGCAGAUCCCGUCGGGUCAAACUCCUAGAAAUGAGCCAGCUCAGGCCGCAGAUCCGACUCCUCGUGAUAUAGGUAGUUCUGCAGCUCCGAGUUCAAGCUACAACAUAACACGUGCUCCUCCUCCGAUUCCGCCGCAGAUGGUUCCGCCACCCGCUCCUGGCGUUCCGCAAGGGCCCGCCUACAAAACAGUUGCAUAUUUUACCAACUGGGGCGUCUAUGGCCGUAACUACCAACCACAGGACAUUCCAGCCGAGUAUAUCACGCACAUCCUAUAUUCGUUUGCAAACAUCCGACCCACGGGCGAAGUAUUUCUGACAGACACCUACUCCGACCUCGAAAAGCACUACCCCAGCGACAGCUGGGACGAACCCAACACCAACGCCUACGGCUGCAUCAAACAGCUCUUUCUGCUCAAGAAGCAGCAUCGCCAUCUGAAGACCCUCCUCUCGAUUGGCGGCUGGACCUACAGCGCCAACUUCGCCCAACCGGCCUCCACGCCCGAGGGCCGCCACACCUUCGCCCGGAGCGCCGUGCACCUCCUCGCGGACCUGGGAUUCGACGGCAUCGACAUCGACUGGGAGUACCCGGCAGACCCGCAGCAAGCCGCCAACUUCGUGCUAUUGCUGCAGGAGACCCGCCGCGAGCUGGACCGCUACGCGGCCCACCUCCGCCUCCCCUCGCGGCUACUUUUGACCAUCGCCGCCCCCUGUGGCCCCACCCACUUCUCCAAGCUCCGCAUCCGUGACAUGGACCCUUACCUCGACUUCUGGAACCUGAUGUGCUACGACUUCGCGGGCAGCUGGGACGCGCACGCCGGCCACCAAGCCAACGUCUUCCCCGCGCCACAGGGCCACGAGCGGCUGACCCCGUUCAGUGCGGAUCACGCGGUGCACGCGUACGUCUCGCAGGGGGUGCACCCGAGCAAGAUCAUCUUCGGGAUGCCGUUGUACGGGCGCGCAUUUGAAAACACGGAGGGUCCCGGGCGGCCAUUCCAGGGGGUGGGCGAGGGGUCGUGGGAGAAUGGCGUGUGGGAUUACAAGGCCCUGCCGCCGGCGGGACAUCAGGAGUUUGUGGACAGCAAUCUGUUGGCGAGUUGGAGUCAUGCGCCCGGGGAGCGGAAGGUGGUCAGUUACGACACGCCGCAGGUGGCGGCGAUGAAGGUCGAGUACAUCAAGCGGAGGGGGUUGGGGGGCGCCAUGUGGUGGGAGUUGAGUGGGGAUCAUCCCGUCGGGCAUGAGCGGAGCUUGAUCCGGACAACGGUGAACGAAUUCAUGCGGACGGGGGAUCUGGAUCGGAGUCCGAAUACGCUGAACUAUCCGUUCAGUCGAUUUGAGAAUCUGAAGCGAGGAUUCGAGUAAUUUGUUGGGUACUGGUGAGGUAUUGAUUGAUGUGAACGGCGUGUCUCGUGAUGCAGAUAUGCGAACAUGUAUAGUGAACCUGACAAGCUU
Aspergillus uvarum CBS 121591 is the source of this 1665-nucleotide messenger RNA. RefSeq names its product putative endochitinase 1 precursor. Gene Ontology annotation, cellular component: extracellular region. Lineage: Eukaryota; Fungi; Ascomycota; Eurotiomycetes; Eurotiales; Aspergillaceae. The coding region runs from base 85 to 1575 and encodes 496 amino acids. The transcript is spliced from 4 exons. Gene Ontology annotation, biological process: chitin catabolic process; carbohydrate metabolic process. The record is from RefSeq and is a predicted model, not a curated record. Gene Ontology annotation, molecular function: chitin binding; chitinase activity.